Molecule: messenger RNA, 2075 nt
Organism: Elaeis guineensis (African oil palm)
Lineage: Eukaryota; Viridiplantae; Streptophyta; Magnoliopsida; Arecales; Arecaceae
Product: F-box protein At5g46170
Molecular function (GO): protein binding
Source: RefSeq, a predicted model, not a curated record
ACCGCGUCUUGUCUCCGUCUUCCUCGUCACCACUGCAUUAAGCCAUGUCUCCAUCUCGUCCCCCUCUCCACUUUUAUCUCGCUCCACAAUUCGUGCUGUAGAAACCCCCCAAUCGGUUCCUUCUCUUCUCCGCACUUCUUUGGAGUUGGAGUUAGGGUUAGGGUUACAGUUUCCUCCCCCCCCCCCCCCCCCGCCCAAAAAAAAAAAAUUGGAUUUUAUCCUUGGAUCCACAGAAGUGUUGCCAUUCUCGGGUUUCUACGCUCUUCUUCUCUGCUUGCUUCGAUAUCUAUUGGCAUUUAACGCGGUAUCGGAAUCGAAUGGCGUCGUCUGCCGUCCGGGAAGAGUUGGAUCUGGAAGGGUCGCCGCCGGGGCGCGGCGAUCGGGAGCCAGAGGAGGAGGCGGAGGGGAUCGAUCACUUCGACCGGUUGCCGGACGCGUUGCUCCUCGACGUCUUCAAUCGGAUCGGGGAUGUCAAGGCCCUCGGCCGGUGCUGUGUUGUCUGCCGCCGCUUCCAUUCUCUUGUCCCUCUCGUCGACUACGUCGUCGUCCACGUUGACUGCGUCAUCUCCGACGACCCUGGCCCAUCCUCCUCCUCCGCCCCCGGAUGCGGCGGCGGAGGCGCCGGCCCGGAUAAGGGCCGUGGCGUCUUCUCUCAUCUUGCCCGCCUCGUCUUUGGCAGCCUUGUCAAGCCCCUCCAGGCUCUCGGCCAAAUCCUCUCCCCCGCCGCCUCCGCCACUUCCCGGAGAUCCUCGGGCUCCUCUUUGUCGUCUUCUUCGUCUUCCUCCUCCUCUGAGGUCUCCCACCACUCCCCGACCGAGGUCCUGAAGAACUUCAAGGAGAUCCGCCGCCUACGGAUAGAGCUCCCCGCCGGCGAGCUCCGUGUCGAAGACGGCAUCUUCCUCAAGUGGAAGGCCGACUUCGGCUCCACCCUCGACACCUGUGUCAUCCUCGGCGCCGCCUCUGUCCUCUCCUCGUCGUCCUCCCCCCUCUCCCCGAAAUCUUCCAACCCUGACCCUAACCCUAGCUUCCAGGAUGCCUGCGGCGGAGAUGACAGCGGGACCAUCCCGGAGUCCUUCUACACCAAUGGAAGCUUGAAGCUUAGGGUGGUGUGGACAAUCAGCUCCCUCAUCGCCGCCUCCGCCCGCCAUUAUCUCCUGCAGCAGAUCAUCGCCGACCACGAGACGCUGGAGAGCUUGGAUCUCACAGACGCUGAUGGACAGGGGGUGCUAACCAUGAACAAGGGGCAGCUGCGGGAUCUGCGGGUGAAGCCGGUCUCACCGUCGGGGACGUUGCAGCGGACGCUCGUGCCGGCCCUCAGCAUGCGGCUCUGGUACGCCCCCCACCUGGAACUGCCCGGUGGGGUGGUCCUCGAGGGAGCAACACUGGUGGCCAUUCGGCCGAGCGAGACACCAGGUGACGGUGGUGGUGGUGGUGGUGGUGGUAUUGGGUCCUCUGAUGGAUGCUGGGUCUCGAAUGCCUUUGAAGAGCCAUACAGGACCGCGGCUAAGUUGCUCGUGAAGAGGAGAAAUUACUGCCUGGAGAUGAAUUCCUUCUGAUCUUGGAACAUGCCGCCCAGAAAAUCCAGCCCCCAAAGGGUUUUAGAUGUUCUAUGGAGAAGACAGAUGAAAGAUUCAAAUCUGUUUGUACCCAACGCUUCCACAGAGCGAUUACUCACAUCUUUCUGCUGCAAUGAUGAUGAGCUGCAACAUCACCUUCAUGAACUGACAUGUAGCAUGCUUUUGUUUUUUUGGGGCCCCAUCUUUAAGAAUAUAUAGGGGCAAUUAGAGCAGUCUCUAUUCCCACCCCCCACCGUUCCUUAAAAUGUCAAUAUGGUACCUUCUGGACAUGGUCUUUAGCGGACAUAUAUGUUGUAUUUGGUGCAUUAGCAUAAUUGCGCUGGUCAAUCUAUAUGGUUAUUCUGUGGUCGAACUUGUACCAAAUUAUAAUUUUUCAUAAAUUGUCUGUGUUGUUGUAUCCUCAUGUACAAGCAGUCUGAAUUUUUGGGUUGUCACCAGCGCACAGAACUAAUACAUGACCUAUAAAUUUGCAAGCUUGCUGAUCCUAGUUGUCUGUUC